AUGUCUUUUGUAGUAACAAAACAAGAAGGCAACUCUUCUCCACUCGGAAGUCCUACUUAUUCUGAUAGUGAUGAUGAAAAAGAUUAUGAAAGUAACGGAAUAAAUCAAAAAUUCCCCAGACUUCCUUCUACUCGAAAACUUCUUGCUGGUGGACCCCUUAUUUCAAAACCCCACUAUCUUCGAGAAUGCCUUGAUGGAAUGCUACUUUCCAGCGUUGAUGAUAAUACAACUGUGAUCUCUUGUAUACUUUCGGCUGGAAGUCUCAUUCGCUCACAUCCAUUCGCCUCUAAAGAAUUAGCAAUCGAAUUCGCGAGUGCCUUGAUUCACUCAGAAAUGCCUCCAUCGCCUGAUGAUACUAAAGUCGUAGCGGCAAAACAUGAUGCUUUAGUAGCAAUUGGUACAGUUGCUCCAGCCAAGGUGGCACCCUAUUUGACUGGAUUGUUGGUCGAUGACGUGAACUGCCGAAAUAAUCUCAGUUCUCAGCUUUCUUUCGCCCAAAAAUCCAAUAUACUUUCUGCUAUCACUGAUAUUUCUUGCUGUCUGGCUGCUGAUUCACCUAAUAAGACUUUAAUGACCAGGGCUACUCAAGAAAAGUUGAAUAAUAUAACGAAUAAUGAAGAAGAUAAUUUAAAAACGAAAAGGCUCAUAUAUCAUCGAAAUGACUUUACUCGUUACGCAGGAAUUUUUUUCUUUCCUCUUGCAAGUCUUGUUCCUACCUUAGCAGAUCGACUCGCGUCUGGUACAGCGUUCUUUCAUCAAGACGAUGCGUUGCUGGCUCGUCUGGUCGCUACAAUGGCCACUAUAUAUGCUUGCUGUGGUUAUGAUUCGAUACUUCCUUCCAUGGCCAAAUGUAUGAUCGAAGUAGUCUCUGGUCUUCGCUCUCACCCUGAGCCAGCAGUUCGGCGCUCUUGCCUUACGUCGCUGGGUACAGUAUUGACUACCACACCUAGCAUUUAUCUUGACGAUCUUCUCAUCUCUUUUACUCAAUUGCCUCAGCCUCUCAUACGACCUCAUUUGGUACAGGUCUUGCCUGAUGUUGACAUUUCUCAAUUAAGUGUAUGUGGUUCUAUGCAUUCUCAACUUUCUCCAAUGACUAGCUCUUCAUUAUCUCAAAUAAGUAAAGAAAUGAAUUUAUUUCAGUGGCUAGAAUCAUCUGUUCGUUAUGAAGAUGAUUCAGAAUGUAAGAUUCUCUCUUCUGCUUGUCUCAGUAUACUUGUCGGCAAAUUUUCUAAUCUCUAG
This is a messenger RNA of Protopolystoma xenopodis, 1239 nucleotides long. Lineage: Eukaryota; Metazoa; Platyhelminthes; Monogenea; Polystomatidea; Polystomatidae. The record is from the annotation of a GenBank genome assembly.